Messenger RNA from Tremella mesenterica DSM 1558, 2016 nucleotides. RefSeq lists its product as uncharacterized. The coding region runs from base 1 to 2016 and encodes 671 amino acids. Gene Ontology annotation, biological process: maturation of 5S rRNA; mRNA cis splicing, via spliceosome. Gene Ontology annotation, cellular component: U4/U6 x U5 tri-snRNP complex. The record is from RefSeq and is a predicted model, not a curated record. The transcript is spliced from 8 exons. Lineage: Eukaryota; Fungi; Basidiomycota; Tremellomycetes; Tremellales; Tremellaceae.
AUGGCUUCAGUCAACUCGGAUUCCCUCACUUUGGAGGAAACUAACAAAGUUCGGGUCUCACUUGGUCUAGCACCUAUCGGUGGACCUGUGGUCGAAGGGGAAGAACAACCUGUUGAUCGGGAUGAAAUUGCCGAGGCGAAUUACGCUAAGAGGAAGGAAGAUGAGAAAAGGAAGAAAGAGGAGAAGGAAGUCAAGGAGAGGAUAGAAAAAGCACGGAAUAGGUCGGCCCUAAACGCGAAGUUGAAGGGCUCAACUUUGGGUGACACCAAUACGGAUGACACGUUAUCGGCCAAAGACUGGAUUAAGAAACAAAAGAAACGCGCAAAGGAGAGAGAAAAGGAGUUGGCUUUGAAGAGACAGAAGGAAAUGGAAGAGGCAGAUGCUGCGGUGUAUGAUGAACGCGACCUAGCAGGCCUUAAGGUCAGCCACGCUGCGGACGAAUUCGAAGAAGGACAAGAUAUCAUUCUCACUCUCAAAGACUCCCGGGUGCUGGCUGGAGAAGAAGACGAAUUACAAAAUGUAAAUCUGAUGGAUGAAGCCAAGCUUAAAGCCGCCAAAGAAAGAAAGCGAAAAGCCCAAGCGGCAUACACGGGUCUGGAUGAUGAAGAAUUCGAUGAAGGGAGGAUAGGUCGUAAAGCGGAUAUCUUAGGUAAAUACGAUGAAGAUUUUGAGUCAGGAGCUUUACGAACGGAGGGGUUCAGACUCGGUGUACCUCUGCAAGAAGCGAAAGAGGAAGUCAUGGACGUCGAAGUGGUUGGUAGAGCACCAGAUGUGAAGUUGAAGUUGAAUUUGGACUUUACCAAGGAUUUCGAAGGGUCGGAUUAUGUCAAAGAAGGCGAGUCAAGCUUUAAAAAGCCAAAGAAGAAGAAGGUCAAAAGAUCCGCUCGACGAGCAGAGGACGAAGAAGAUGCAGACGGGAUGGAAGUGGAUGGUCAACCAACAUUAUCGAGAAGAGUGGUGGAUGAUGUUCCUCAAAAUUUGGUCGAUGAUGAUGAUCUCCAAGCCGCCCUCUCGCGCGCUCGUCGAGAGCAGGCGAAGAAGAAGCCAAGAAGAAAACCGGAAGAUAUCGCCGCUCAAAUCGCUUCACGAACCCUUGAUGACGAAGAAAUACAACCUAUCAACGGCGACGAAGACGGUCGUAUAACAUUUGACGAUACGUCUGAAUUUGUUCGGAACGUCAAUGCAGAAUCCCUAGCCUCUAUCGUCAAACGUGAACGAGCAACCACUCCGCCUUCUCAGCCCCAGGAAACGGUGGUACUCAAAGUCGAACGUCCUCAGGAUAUGGGCCAAGAUGAAGAUAUGGAAUCUGAAGAUGAAGAUGAGGCACUGGCGGAGAUGGCAGCAAGAGAAGGUUUAUCCGUUGAAGAAUAUCGUUUGAAAAUCGAUCGUCAAAUGCAAGAAAUGAACGAAAUCAAAGUGGAACAAGAGGAAGAAGAAGUUAAACCUUUAGGACAAGGUCUCGCUGGUGUUCUCAAUGUUUUGAAACAACAAGGAACUAUAAAAUCUCUCACUGCGGAAGAUCAAGAGAGGGAAAAGGUACAAAAACAAAAAGAUCUUUGGUUGGCAGAUUAUCGUCGACGUAUGGCUGAAAGAGAGCUGGCAAAGGUACAAGCUAGAGGAGGUAAUAAAGAUCAAGCUCAAAGAGAGUGGGAGAAUAGGGUUAGAGAACAACAAGAAGCUAGAGAAACUUUAGAAUUGUAUAAAAGUUAUAAACCUGAUAUCAAUCUUGUUUAUCAUGAUGAGUUUGGAAGACAGAUGACUCCUAAGGAAGCUUGGAAGAGUUUAUCACAUAAAUUCCAUGGUAAAACAUCAGGUCGGAUGAAAACACAAAAACGUUUGAAGAAAAUAAACGAAGAACAAAAUCAAGUAAAAAUGUCAGCUUCGGAUACUCCAUUAGGUAUGACAGAUGCUUUUGCCAGACGACAACAAAAGACAGGAGAAGCACAUAUGGUUUUAUCAGUUGGAAAUAAGGGAUCUGUUCAAGCUGGUGAUAAGAAACCGAAGAUUAGACGUUAA